AGAGCCGUUAGUUUGUAGAGGAGAAACUUUGAGCUGUCCAUGUCUUGUUUACAGAUAUUAACACGCUGACAAAACUUGACAGCAAUGUCGAGAGAAAACACCACUCGAAGUUUGGACAGUAUAGACCUCGCUGCUUUGAGGGAUCCAGCAGGUAUCUUUGAACUGGUGGAGGUGGUUGGCAAUGGAACAUAUGGUCAGGUGUACAAAGGUCGUCAUGUCAAGACGGGCCAACUGGCGGCUAUCAAAGUCAUGGAGGUCACAGAGGAGGAGGAGGAGGAGAUAAAGCUGGAGAUCAACAUGUUGAAGAGUUACUCUCACCACAGAAAUAUCGCCACUUAUUAUGGAGCUUUUAUUAAGAAAGGUCCUGCUGGACAGGACCACCAACUCUGGCUGGUGAUGGAGUACUGUGGAGCUGGCUCUGUCACAGACUUAGUGAAAAAGACAAAAGGAAACUGCCUGAAGGAAGACUGGAUUGCUUACAUCUGUCGAGAGGUGCUCAGGGGUCUUUCCCAUCUUCACUCCCAUCAUGUGAUCCACAGAGACAUUAAGGGACAAAAUGUUUUGCUCACAGAGAAUGCCGAAGUCAAACUGGUUGACUUUGGAGUGUCUGCUCAGCUGGACAAGACAAUCGGACGGAGGAACACCUUCAUCGGUACUCCCUACUGGAUGGCCCCAGAGGUCAUUGCCUGUGAUGAAAACCCAGAGGCCACAUAUGACUACAGGAGUGACCUGUGGUCUUUGGGCAUCACAGCUUUAGAGAUGGCUGAGGGAGCCCCUCCUCUUUGUGACAUGCAUCCAAUGAGAGCUCUGUUUCUGAUUCCACGAAACCCUCCACCCAAACUGAAAUCAAAGAAAUGGUCAAAGCGGUUCUUGUCGUUUGUCGAUAGUUGUCUGGUCAAGAACCAUCUGCAUCGGCCCACCACUGAUGUCCUGCUGAGACAUGCCUUCAUCAGAGAUCUAGCUAACGAGAGACAAGUCCGCAUCAUGCUCAAAGACCACCUGGACAGAACUCGCAAGAAGAGAGAGAAAGAGGGUCCAGAAUAUGAGUACAGUGGCAGUGAAGAAGAAGAUGAUGAAGUGACAGAGGAAGAAGGUGAACCAAGCUCCAUAGUGAAUGUUCCUGGUGAAUGGACAUUAAGGCGGGAGUUUCUUCGUUUACAGACAGAGGAUCGUGAAGGCAGCAGGGAGGGAGGCCAGGGGGUAGGUGGAAGUCAGCAAAGACAGCAGGCCUUACAGCAGCACAGGCAGCAGUUAGCAGAACAGGAGCGAUACAAGCAGCAGCUACUGGCCGACAGACAGAAGAGGAUCCAACAACAGCGUGAACACCGGCAGAAGUUAGAGGAUCAGCAGAGGCGGCAGCUUGCAGACUGUGCCUUCCAGUGGGCAGAGCUUCAAGAGGUCAUGCUUGGGGAGGAGUCUGAUCUCCAUGACAACAGAAUUUUACUGGAUGAUCGAAACAGGAAGAGUGACACCAGACAGGAGCAGGCAGGCAGACAGCGGACUGGACGCGAUGUGUCAAUGAGGCCUCUGGACUCCACAGCAGAGCAGAGAGCAGUGGCUCCAAACCAGCUGCUUCAGCGUAAGGCUCCACAUGCUCAGCUUCAGCUCCAGCAGCAACCCAAGCCCCAGCCUAUAGCCCAACACCAGCAGCCUUCAGCGGGCAGACGAUCACACCGCACCCUCCCCAAAGACCAAACCCAGCUCCUGUCACUGCAGCACGACCACCGACACCGAGAAAGGGAGAGGGAGCGAGAGAGGCAGAGGCAGAGAGAGAAGCCUGUGGCGGCCAUCCAGAAACUAACGGUCGCUCCUGGAAAUACAGCUGUUGCUGCCACCAUGGCCACUGCUGUUGCUUCAUCACCAAGCCGCCCCAUAAACAGCCAGUGCUCAGCGGUGGAUCUCCGGGACUCCAACUUGGUGCGGCUGCUGUUGGCUGCUGGUCUGCCCACUCAGAUGCACUCCAAACUGGUCUCCGGGAGCAGUUCUAGUCCCUGUACCCCUGCCAUGCAGAGAGCUCACCUCAGCCAGAAUGCUAACUUGCGCUCCAGUCGGGAUGCCCAUCACAGCAGCUCUAUGUCAGACAUGGCUCUUUCCCCAUUCUCUCCUGUUUCCCCUCUGUCCCCAACUGACGAUGUGUUCUGGGACUCUGAGAACCCACCUAAGGUCCCAGAACGAACUACCUCCAAGUUUUACUGUAGAGAGCUGGUGAUGGGACACAAGAGGGCUGCUUCAAGUGGCAGCCCAGUGUUUGGAGCAGAUCAGAGUGGAAGAGCGUCUUCUCAUGGAAGUUCAUCGACAAGCAGCAACCACACAGGUUACUUCAAACUGGAGAGCCCUCUCUUACAACACCGUCCACAGCAUCACAGGAAGACACAGGAAAACAUAACAACUGGACACUCACAAGGGGUCAAAUCUGCCCUUGGUCGACUGAACAAAGCCACUGAAUAUUCAUCAUCCAGCGAUGAGGUUGGCAGCAGUGACGAUGAAGACAGAAACGGGUCUGGCCUGUCCAACGGGAAAGGGAAAUACUUCAGAGGAAUACCUGAUGGCAUUGUCCUGCAGCCUCACCACAAUCUGAACCAGAUAUCUCGGAUGGGUUCAGACGACACCACCUACCUGCUACCAGACCUUCUGCAGAAAACCUCUUCCUCCAGCCCUACCCACAAUGCACCGGGCCAGCAGCAGCGAACACGAGAACUCACCUACUCACAGUCGCCCACAACCCCUCGAUCCCCCACACACCAGGAGAGACACGAGAUCUGCAGCCCUACUGGUAAAAACGUCUCCUCAUCUUCCUCUUCCUCCUUCCUAUCCUUCAUUGAUCCAAGACUGAUGCACAUAUCAUCACCUCCACAGAGCCCCACAGGUGUCAAAGGUGAGCCGAUCAAGAGAGAGAAUCACAGAAAGGGUUCAGUAGUAAAUGUAAACCCCACCAACAUCAGACCGCAGAGUGACACUCCAGAGAUCCGCAAGUACAAAAAGAAAUUCAACGCCGAAAUUCUCUGUGCUGGACUUUGGGGUGUAAACCUGUUGGUGGGGACAGAGAGUGGGCUGUGGCUUCUGGAUCGCAGCGGUCAGGGGAAAGUCUACUCCCUCAUCAGCAGACGAAGGUUUCAGCAGAUGGACGUGCUAGAAGGACUUAAUGUUCUCAUCACUAUAUCAGGUAAAAAGAACAAGCUCCGUCUGUACUAUCUGUCCUGGUUAAGGAAUAAAAUCCUUCAUAAUGAUCCAGAGGUUGAGAAGAGACAGGGCUGGACUUCAGUAGGUGAAUUGGAAGGCUGUGUUCACUACAAAGUGGUGCGAUAUGAGAAGAUCAAGUUCUUAGUGAUUGCUCUAAAGAAUGCUGUGGAGGUGUAUGCCUGGGCUCCAAAGCCGUACCAUAAAUUUAUGGCCUUCAAGUCGUUCAGGUCUCUGCCUCAAAGACCACUGUCUGUUGACCUGACAGUGGAGGAAGGCCAAAGGUUAAAGGUCAUCUAUGGUUCCGUGUCUGGUUUCCAUGCCAUUGAUGUUGACUCUGGGACACCUUAUGACCUAUACCUGCCUACCCAUAUCCAAGGUUCCAUCCACCCUCACGCCAUCAUCAUUUUACCAAACAGUGCAGGAACAGAGGUCCUGGUUUGCUACGAGGACGAGGGCGUUUACAUUGAUACAUAUGGACGCAUCACUAAGGACACAGUGCUACAGUGGGGGGAAAUGCCUGCAUCUGUCGCCUACCUUCAGUCCAACCAGGUGAUGGGUUGGGGAGAGAAGGCCAUAGAACUGAGGUCAGCCAACACAGGAAACCUGGAGGGGGUGUUCAUGCAUAAAAAAGCCCAAAAACUCAAGUUCCUGUGUGAAAGGAAUGACAAGGUGUUCUUUGCUUCAGUGCAGUCGGGUGGCAGUAGUCAGAUUUACUUCAUGACUCUGGGACAGAACUCGCUGUUCAGCUGGUAACAGCUGGAGCUGUUUUUCUGGAUCUCCUGGCGCUGUCUGCCCUCACCACUCUGGAUAAUUAUAUAUGUGCUGACUGGUGUUCUGCCCUUGACCUUUAUCAAUCAACUGAAUAUCCCUGGAUCCAUAAGUCUUAGGAAUCGUUUUUUUAUCUGUAAAUCUGUUUGGAGCCACACAUGAGUUGAUCAUAAGUCCAGCGGCAGCAGAUAUGCUUGAAUCCAGCCCUGAAACAGAGAGCACCGCACAGCAUCUUCAGCUGCAGGAACUGACAUUCAGCGAGUUUCAGUGUCAAAGCACACUAAAUUUAACACCUGGACUGGUCUCUGCCAGUGGGAUUCAGGCUGAGUGGCGGAAUUUCAUCUAAUUCCACUUGGAAAACUCGCCCAACUGUUCAUUGACUGUGCAUUGAUUUUUAAGUAGCACAAGGUCAAAUUCUGUGUGAAACAACUGGGUCUGUUUCUCAUGUCAGCUCUCCCAGAUCACUUAGCGGCUUUAGCCCGUUCGACUUCACUUUUUGGAUCUUGUGAAGUCAGCUCGUUGCAUCUGGAUUAUUAUUCCACAAGCUCAAUACAUAGGUGUGGGAUGUUUCCUCUGGUGUUCAGUCAUCAUCUGACUCAUCUCUAUAAGUACCAUUUGUCCGAAAAGGAGUGAGCAACAAAAAUCGGAAGAAAUCCCCAGGGAAUUUGAAACAUUUAUAUGAACGCAAAUGAUGCCAAAACAGUAUUACAUUAUAAAAUAUGCACUAUCAAAUAUUAUGUAAUUGACAGAAGUGUUGUUUCUUUUAGGGGAUCUUAGACACCUUUUAACUUUAACUGUUUUCAUGAAACCCUGACUCUAAGGAAAAGUUCUUAUGACUAUAGGAUUCACUUCUGGUCUGGGACUGGGGUUAUGAUAACAGAAGUGCAGGGACACAUGAGUUCAAACAGAGCUCAAAUGUAACCCUUACAUGCAUCACCACUUACCUGGUGGAUGUUGGGAGGUUUGUCUGGAGGUUAAAGUGGAUGUAAAUACAUAGUCCGUCCACAACUUAUUUUAUUUAUUUAUAUAUAUAUAUAUAUA
Molecule: messenger RNA, 4989 nt
Organism: Sphaeramia orbicularis (orbiculate cardinalfish)
Lineage: Eukaryota; Metazoa; Chordata; Actinopteri; Kurtiformes; Apogonidae
Product: misshapen-like kinase 1
Exons: 33
Coding region: 85-3933 (1282 amino acids)
Biological process (GO): protein phosphorylation
Cellular component (GO): cytosol
Molecular function (GO): protein kinase activity; ATP binding
Source: RefSeq, a predicted model, not a curated record